AUGGGUAAAGCCAGAAAGACCAGAAGAUAUAAGGUGAAACGUAUGAUAAGCAAGAAUGAUGCCAGAUUAAAAAAGAAUCAGAGUAAGAAACCCAAGGAAGAUGAUAAGGAAUUAGUCAGACAGGUGCCUCAAGUCUCCUCGGCUCUUUUCUUUCAAUAUAACGAAGCUAUAAAGCCACCAUAUCAAAUUCUUUUGGAUACAAACUUCUUCAAUUUCAGUAUUCAGAAGAAAAUAGACAUAGUACGUGGAAUGAUGGAUUGCCUGUAUGCGAAGUGCAUUCCAAUGGUUACCGACUGUGUUGUUGCAGAGUUGGAGAAGCUUGGACCCAGAUAUAGAAUUGCCCUUACACUUGCUAAAGAUCCCAGGAUUAAACGUUUGACAUGCACACACAAAGGAACUUAUGCAGAUGAUUGCUUGGUUCACAGAGUUAUGGAGCAUAAAUGCUACAUAGUGGCGACGAAUGAUGCCGAUCUUAAAAGAAGAAUAAGAAAGGUUCCUGGAAUUCCAAUAAUGAGUGUGGGUGCGCACUCUUAUGUUAUUGAAAGGCUCCCAGAUGUUUUUUAA
Brettanomyces bruxellensis is the source of this 564-nucleotide messenger RNA. RefSeq names its product rRNA-processing protein fcf1 (gene FCF1). Lineage: Eukaryota; Fungi; Ascomycota; Pichiomycetes; Pichiales; Pichiaceae. The transcript has a single exon. The coding region runs from base 1 to 564 and encodes 187 amino acids. Gene Ontology annotation, cellular component: small-subunit processome; nucleolus. The record is from RefSeq and is a predicted model, not a curated record.